Messenger RNA from Colletotrichum graminicola M1.001, 408 nucleotides. RefSeq lists its product as uncharacterized. The record is from RefSeq and is a predicted model, not a curated record. The coding region runs from base 1 to 408 and encodes 135 amino acids. The transcript has a single exon. Lineage: Eukaryota; Fungi; Ascomycota; Sordariomycetes; Glomerellales; Glomerellaceae.
AUGGGCAACCUCUUCCUUGUCUGCGGCGAACACCCGGUAUUUUUCUGUGGACACCAUUUCUCAACGGCGGAAAUUGUGAGUGGCCGGCAUUUCACACGGUACAUCGAUAGAUCAAUUCGUCUGCACAGACAGCGUGCGUCAACCGGCGGUCCUUUGACUUCUUUCAGCCUGCUACGAUUCACCCUUUACACUUGUUUUCCUGACGAUUUUACGACACCCCCUCUAUGCGACCUCGAUAUCGCAAGCAUUGGCGUUUGGCGUUUACCCCCCCAUCCUGCUUACGACACACUACCUUCUGUUCAACGUACAUAUGACACACCCGUCCGUGGAACUGGCAUCGCGAAACAACGCCACAGAGACGGGAUCCACAUUUUUAUAAGUUGGGUUGACUCGGUCGGGAGUCCCUAA